Messenger RNA from Pseudozyma hubeiensis SY62, 2037 nucleotides. RefSeq lists its product as hypothetical. The record is from RefSeq and is a predicted model, not a curated record. The transcript is spliced from 3 exons. The coding region runs from base 1 to 2037 and encodes 678 amino acids. Gene Ontology annotation, molecular function: hydrolase activity, acting on carbon-nitrogen (but not peptide) bonds. NCBI's taxonomy places the organism in Eukaryota, Fungi, Basidiomycota, Ustilaginomycetes, Ustilaginales, Ustilaginaceae.
AUGACCGUCAAGCUUUUUCAGAAUGCUCUCUUCUUUACAGCUCAAGCGCAAGAGCUAGACGCCACAAGCUUGCUCAAGCAAGAUUACUCGGAUUUGGCCGCUAUCCACAACAGGUUCGCCGAAUGUAUUGCGGUGGAGGACGGCAAGCUCGCCUAUGUCGGUGAUGUAGCCGGCAUACCUCCGGAGCUCAAGCGGCGCGCAGAAAAGGUCGACCUGGGCGGAGGCAAGCUCGUCGUGCCCGGUUUCAUCGAUGGGCACACCCACCUACUCAACUUUGGCCAGUCGCUCGACAAGAUCGAUGUCGGCAAAUGCAAGAAUCUCGAGCAAAUCCAACAAAAGAUCAAGGAGGCUGCCCAAGCUAAGCCCGAAGCGCCGCGCAUUCUCGCUGCCGUGUGGAUGCAGAACAGCACCGACGGCAAAGCGCUCGCUUCUUGGAUUGACGAGGUGGUUCCCGACCGUCCUGUUUACAUCGAAUCCUUUGACCUCCAUUCGCAUUGGUGCAACACAGCGGCGCUCAAAGAGCUCGGCAUCACGGAUGAAACUCCCGAUCCGGAAGGCGGACAGAUCGUACGCGACCCAGAGACAGGCAAAGCUUCCGGCCUGUUGCUCGAGAUGGCCAAUAUCAUCUAUGUUUGGCCCAAGCUUGCCAACAUGGCGACAAAAGAGGAGCAGGAGGCGAGCUUCAUGCGAGCCUGCGACUCGUACCACGAGAGCGGCUUCACCGGCGGCAUCGACAUGGCCAUGGAUCCGCUCUCGCUCGACUGCAUCCUCCGCAUCAAGCACAAGAUGAAGGGAAAGCUCCCCAUCCGUGUAGCAGCGCAUUGGCUCGUUCGACCCGAAUCCGAUAUCGACGCAUGCAUCCAACAGGUCAAACACGCAUAUGAGCUCAGCAAGAAACACAAUGACGAGUGGUUCCGUGUCGUAGGCAUCAAGCUCGUCUGCGAUGGAGUCAUCGACAGCUGUACGGCCGCGUUGAAAGAGCCGUACUAUAACAAGACCAAUGCCGACGUCAUGUGGCCGUUGCCUCUGCUUUCUUCCGUGGUUCAGUAUGCUGACUCGGUCGAUCUUCAGGUCGCCAUCCAUGCUAUUGGAGAUCUCGCCGUUCAUACUGCCGUCGAAGCCAUUGCGACUCUUGGCCAAGACUUGGCUGCCAAGGGACUCUCGAUCCGUGAUCGUAGACAUCGCAUCGAGCAUCUCGAGCUGACAGAUCCCAAGGACGUUGAGAAACUCGGCAAACUCGGCAUCACUGCGAGCAUCCAAGGCGUUCACUGCGAUCCGAGCAUCAUGGAAGGCUGGUGCAAAAUGCUCGGUGACAAGUACAACGAGGGACGCUGUGCCAGAGCGUUCGCCUUUCGCGAAUUUGUCGAGGCAGGUGCACCCAUCGCGCUUGGCUCGGACGCACCGACGGCGCACCAUUGGAUCUUGCCCAACCUGCACACCGCUGUCACACGACGUUCAGGGAGAGAACCUGGAUUUGAAGGCAGGACGACGCCGCAGUUCGCUUUGCCGCUCGCUACCGCCAUGGCAGCGGCGACGUACGGGGCGGCACACAGUUGCAAGGCCGAGACAUGGUCGGGCACGUUGGAGAAGGGCAAGAGCGCAGAUUUUGUGGUUCUCGACACGGACCUUUUCAAGGAAUAUGGUUCGGGUGACAAGGAACAAGUCAUCUUGAAGACUAAGAUCCUCCAGACCUGGCUCAAGGGAGACAAGCUGACGCACUGCUCAUACAGAGAAGCUGGCAUCGACACGCGUCGGCACAAACGGCGAAGUCACCGAGGUGAAGAUACUUCAGAGAGAGGUGCGGUGAUCGAUGACGACAUUGUCGCGUCUAGCAGCCUCCUCACACUUGCCGCAAAAUCACUCUGGUUCGUGAUGCAGGGGCAACUGGGAAUGCAUAGCAUCCGCCUUGGGUUAUGGGGAGUACACCAGAUGAGAUCUCGGUCGCAUCGGUCCGAACCCACCCAAGAUCAACGAAAUUUCUCCUCAAGAAUGAUGCGGCAUCCUCGAACGAAUCGUACGGUCUUCGAGAUGUCCUGA